AUGUGUUGAUGUAUAUUGAGGGAGGGAGGGUGUUUUCCGUAGUUUUGUAUGUUGGGAUACGAAGAAUGGCACAAUCUCCUCAAUCAGUUACCCAAAGUGGUCCUCUCAUUGAUUCAUAGUUCUAUACCCCACCCCCCACUCCUUUAACCUUCCCAUACCUUCACUCCACUAUCCUACGCUUGCCCUUCUCUACCUUCCUCUACUGAACAUCUUGAACAUAACAAAAAUUUCAAAAUUGAAUCCCAUUGACAGACUCAACAUUGCCAACUUUUGAAGACUGGAAAUUUGGAAGCCAUGACGGGUGCAGCCACUUGGAGUAGAGAAGAGGAAAAGGCAUUUGAAAAUGCCAUUGCAAUAUACUGGGUUGAGGACAACUCAGAGGAGCAAAAAUGGGAGGAUAUGGCUUCAAUGGUUCCUACCAAAAGUCUUGAAGAAUUGAAGCAACACUAUAACACACUAGAAGAGGAUGUUAGUGCAAUAGAGGCCGGUACGGUCCCACUUCCUAGCUAUGCAAUACCUUCAGCCAAUGAUUUUCAUGCCUUUUCUGGGGCCGCUGCUUCAGAUAAGAGAUUGUGUUCUGGUUAUGGAAGAGGGUUCUUCACAUCGAGGCAUGAAUCUGGUGGUCAUACAGGGAAAGGAGGUUCAAGGUCAGACCAAGAGAGGAAGAAAGGGAUUCCCUGGACAGAAGAAGAGCACAGGUUAUUCCUGCUUGGUUUAGACAAGUUUGGGAAAGGAGAUUGGAGGAGCAUCUCCAGAAACUUUGUCAUAUCAAGAACACCUACUCAGGUGGCAAGCCAUGCUCAGAAGUACUUUAUCCGCUUAAACUCAAUGAACCGAGACAGGAGGAGGUCAAGCAUCCACGACAUUACUAGCGUGAACAGCGGAGAUACAUCUUCUCCCCAUGCUCCAAUUAUUGGCCAACAACAGCCUAAUACAAACCCAUCAGGUACAGGUGCAAUGGGACCACCAUCUAAGCACAGUGCUCGGGAACAUUUGCACGAUUUAGGCAUGUAUGAAGUCCCUCUUGGACACCCAGUUGCAGCUCCGGGUCAUAUGGCUUCCGCCGUUGGAACUCCUGUAAUGCUUCCUCCAUAUAUGAUCCCUGUUGCUUAUCCAAUGGCACCACCAACAAUCCACCAAUAGAUGCUUUAAUUUCAAGAAUAACAGCAACAAGUCCUGUGUCCUGAAACGUUAGAUUAUCAUGAGAAUUCCUGUGUCAAUUCUGAUUAUAAUAAAAGAUAGAUCAAGAUAGAGAUCAACCUUUCAGUUCUCAUUAGUAAGCAAUGACUAUGAGAACAAUUGAGGAUUUAUCAAAUCAACUUUCUGAUCUAAGCCCCAUAUUAAAUAUUGAAACUAUGA
Messenger RNA from Rubroshorea leprosula, 1359 nucleotides. The record is from the annotation of a GenBank genome assembly. NCBI's taxonomy places the organism in Eukaryota, Viridiplantae, Streptophyta, Magnoliopsida, Malvales, Dipterocarpaceae.